This is a messenger RNA of Toxotes jaculatrix (banded archerfish), 1227 nucleotides long. RefSeq names its product deoxycytidylate deaminase-like. Bases 97 to 711 code for a protein of 204 amino acids. NCBI's taxonomy places the organism in Eukaryota, Metazoa, Chordata, Actinopteri, Toxotidae. Gene Ontology annotation, biological process: dTMP biosynthetic process; dUMP biosynthetic process. The transcript has 6 exons. Gene Ontology annotation, cellular component: cytoplasm. The record is from RefSeq and is a predicted model, not a curated record. Gene Ontology annotation, molecular function: dCMP deaminase activity; zinc ion binding.
GGCCCGGGGCGUGUGUUGUCGUUUUCUGCCGCGGCUGACUUAAACAAUUAGUAGACAAGUAGACUCACAGUCCAGAGAAAAUAAGACCUACAGUAUAUGGAAAGUAUGGAAGAAAUACAGCAGUCGAUGCCUGGUCAUCUGAACGGUGACAUAACCAAGAAGAGAGAAGAUUACCUGGAAUGGCCAGACUACUUUAUGGCUGUAGCCUUUCUGUCAGCCCAAAGGAGCAAAGACCCAAGCUCACAGGUCGGGGCCUGUAUCGUGAACCAGGAGAAUAAGAUAGUUGGCAUCGGUUACAAUGGUAUGCCCAAUGGCUGUGACGACGACCUACUACCGUGGUCCCGGUCUGCUGAUGACCGACUUGAAACUAAAUACCCAUAUGUGUGCCACGCAGAGCUGAACGCCAUUAUGAACAAGAACAGUGCUGAUGUGAAAGGCUGCACCAUGUAUGUGGCUUUGUUCCCCUGCAACGAGUGCGCCAAGCUCAUCAUCCAGGCAGGUUUGAAGGAAGUGGUUUAUCUUUCUGACAAGUACCAUGACACGCCGGAGAUGACUGCUUCCAGAAAGCUGCUCAGCAUGGCAGGCGUACAGUUCAGGCAGUUCAAGCCCAAGAAGACAGAGAUUGUCAUUGAUUUUAAUUCCAUUAACCACCCUGGAAUGCUGAACACCACAACCAAGAGAAAAAGAGGCGGGGAGGAAGAAGAAGACUGAUGAGAUUGACAGGGGCUUUUAAAUGGGCAUAUGCUAUUGUACUCGCAAGAAACAUUUUUUAUAACACUUUGUCAUUUAACAAAGAGAAAGCAAUUUAACAUACUUCAUCUCCUGUGGUACUAGCUUGUAUUCCAAGCUAACAAAGUAAUUGUUUUUAUUAAAUGACAAAAUGAUGCUAGAUUAGAAUGAUCAGUGUAGCUGCUUUGUGAAUGGCCCAGUUAUUCCAGUGUGCUUUUGUAAAAUGUCUUUCUAUUCUCAGUGAUAGUAACACAACAGUUGGCUACACUGAUUGAUUGUAAUGCAUUCAGGAAUGCCUGAAUGCUGUGGGUGAUUGGUCAUAAUGUUUAUGUUUAAUGCAAAGCGGCAGCGGAUUCUCUUCUAAUUUUCAUUGAAAACUCUGCUUUUAUUUUAGAUUUCUCUCGUGUUUUUAAAAUCACAUUCAUUUAUUGUGUCUGUGGAUGAUUAUAAUAUCUUCAAAGACCACCUUCAGUUACAUUGAAAACUUUUUUCUUUUUU